This is a messenger RNA of Rotaria sp. Silwood2, 432 nucleotides long. The record is from the annotation of a GenBank genome assembly. Lineage: Eukaryota; Metazoa; Rotifera; Eurotatoria; Philodinida; Philodinidae.
AUGACAACAAUCAAUAAUGAACAUGAACAACUUGUUUCAAUGGUAAAUCAACUUAUGAAUGAACGUGAAAUAUUAUAUCGAGAAAAUGAAUAUUUAAAGGCUAAAUUAAAUGAAUCAAUAUUAAUUGAAACAAUUCAAGAAAUGAAAAAAGAACGAUAUUUUUUAUUGAAAUUAUUAUCAAAUUUAACAAUAAAUAAUAAUCAAGAUGAACAAUCACAAUAUAUGAAAAAGAAUAUGACAGAAAAUGAUACUGAUUUUCUUCAGUCAACUUAUUAUCCAACAUUCAGUAGUAAAGCAACUCAUUAUAAUACUUCAUUAGCUGAACAAAAUUCAACUAUUUCACAUCAUGGUUCAUCUGUAGCAAAUAAUCAGGGUCUAGCAAGACCGGUUUCGAUAAGUGCUAAAAGUUUAUACUUAUCAAUUGCAUUAUGA